CUCCGCGACUGACUCGCGUCCGAGCAACUGCCGUCGUCUGCCUGCACGCCUCGCGCGCGCUCGAAAGCGGCACUCCGGAAAAGUUCGUCGCGAAGCUGGCCGCUUCGAGAACGGCUGGCACUCGGCGAUGUUCGAUUUAAUUUGCGCGUGUAGUGCCCUCCGACGGGAAUCGAAUCAGCCUCCCCCGGGGGAAUGCGAAUGCCCGAAAGGGCCGGCGAACGAGGGUACGCGUCUCGCGCUGACCCUUGCUAUGCGCGCCACGCGUCGAAAUUCGAGAUAGCUCAAGCCCAAGAUCUUCGCUCGAACGACCGUUAGUGCUUAGCCGCAGGCGGAAGGCGACGCGAGUUUCAAGCAUUUGAAUUUCCAGUUGUGUGCGAAUACCCACGCGAAAGCCGUCGGAUUGCGAUGUGAAGACUAAAGCCGAACAUUUGCCAAUCAAAGUUAAUUCAAUCGCGAGACAAUGGUGAAGCGCCAGUGCUAAUUAGUUUCAUUAAGUUCACGCUGGUCUGCCAUAUAAAGCUAAUUACGAGGCGCACAGGCGUAUCCUCGCCAAUAUCUACAGGUAAAGUAAAAGAGAGAAGACAGAGACAAUUACUGGGAUCAGACUGGUAACGAAGAACAAGCCGAGGAAAUCCGGCGAGGAAAGAGUUCAGCGUUGUCUUCCGUCGGUAACGCCGAGGCCCCGAGCUUGCGCGGGACAAUCGCGCGUCGGACGUACAAUCUGGCUGACCCACGUCGGACUCGUACUACUGACUCCAUCUCCCCCGCGCUCGCACUCUCACUCUCCGUUUCUCGUGCCGUCGUCGUUCGGUGAUCGCCCCGGCUGAUACGGAGCGACCGAGAUUCGCGCGGAGGUGGGCACGGGGAAGGCGGCGAGUAACCAGCGAGUAGCGUGAGCGGAGCCGCGGUCAGCCACGUCCGACCGCGCGAAGCCUCCGCGGGGGAGAGGCUCGGCCGUAGCCUCGCUGCCCGCGAAGGUCGCCGACGAGAGGGUCGUGGCGACGAGGCGGAGCGUUGCGCUCGUCGGAGCGCUGACGUAUACUUGUUGCGGCUGGGUCGCGCUGUAUCGAUCCGUUCGCGAGCGGCGCCCCCCCCCCCCGCCCCCUCCCCACCCGCGCCCGUCGGCGCCGCGGUCGCCCCGGCUGGGUGUGUUCUCUCCGCGUAACCUGUUGCCUGACGGGAGCGCGCGCGCUCAGUUGUGUCGCGGCGGUGGUCGCGCGCGCGCUUGUAACACCGCGGCACGCCGAGGACGCUCCUCGACUUCGGUGGGCGCGCAGGCAAAGGGCAGCGGGGAGCUCGCUCGCGACCGAAACACUGGAGGCGCUCAGGCUGCCGGACAAAUUGUCCGAGGUGCUCGGCGACGUGCUCGAGCUCGCGUGCGGCAGCGGUAACGGCCAGUCGGACAAGCAUGAUCACAGCCACGCGUCGGCGUACAGCCAGGCCGCGCAGCAGCAGCAGCAGCAGCAGCAGCAGCAGCAGCAGCAGCAGCAGCAGCAGCAGUCGGCGGGCCAGGCGUGCGGCUCGUCGUCGUCCGGCACGCCGACGAAGAAGACUUCCAAGCUGGGCUCGCUCACGGGCGUAGCCAUGAUCGGCAGGGAAUGGGCGCAAAGCAGGCAGGCCAGAUUGGCCUCCUCCUCCACCACCUCCACGCUCGACAGCCAGGACAGCAGCUGUGCCGAGGACUUUAGCGUGUCGAAGGAGCAGCACGCGGUGCAGCCAUCGUCGUCGGGAGGCAGCAGCAGCGAGUCGCCAGGCAACGGGGGAGCAGCGCAGAGCAGUCGGCCGAGCAGUCGUAUGGGUCUGGUGAUGGGUCGCACGCUGACGUCGCUGUCGAGGCGGCCGUCGAGCGGCUCGCAGGAGCAGCUGCCCGCGAUCGAGACCGCCAGUCCGCAGAUACGGGCUUACGGGCCCGACGGCCGCCACCACAAUCAGGAGCUGCUGCACGCCGCCUCGUCCUACCCGCCGAGCCGUAGCUCCAGGUCGCCGUCGCCGAUCCGCGCGGCCUCGCUGGACGCCCGCUGCCCCAGCCCCCUGCCCGGCGGCCAGAGCGCGGCGGCCCUGACGCACCUGGCCUCGUCGCAGAGCGCGCUGAUCGGCGGGCCGUCGUCGUCGGCGUCGCCGGGGCGCUGCCUGUCGCCGCUGCUCAUCCCGCCGCCCCGCGCCUCCUUCUCCGCCGCCUGCAGUGACGGCUCAGCACCGCCGGCCUCGCCGCUCGGCGCGCUGCAGCCCGACCUCUACCAGCGCAGGGACCAGCCGCUGUUCCUGAGCAGCGGCCGACGGUCGGGCAAGCACCUGGGCAAGCUGCACCUGCGGCUCAGCUACGACUUCGACAAGAGCGACCUGAACGUGCACCUGAUCGAGGCGCAGGAGCUGGCGAGCAGCGAGCAGGGCGGCUUCCGGGACCCCUACGUCAAGCUCACGCUCAGCCCCGAGGUGGACGCGCGCAAGCGCCAGACCGGCAUGCAGCGCUACGAGCCCAACCCCAGCUUCGACCAGCACUUCAAGUUCCCCGUGGGCCACGAGCAGCUGCAGGACAAGACGCUGCUGGUGCAGGUGCUGGACCACGACCGGUUCUCGCGCAACGACGUGGUGGGCUCGGUGCGCAUCGCCCUCGAGGAGCUGCAGCUGUCCUCCUCGGCCAGCCCGGUCGAGGUCUGGGGCGAGAUCAGCCGCGAGCGCAAGCCCCCCGAGGAGACGCAGGAGGUCUGCAUCUCGCUGUCCUACCUGCCGUCCGCGGAGCGCCUCACGCUCAUCGUCAUGAAGGCGCGCAACCUGUUCCCGCAGCGCGGCAAGCACACCCUCGACUCCUUCGUCAAGGUCGGCUUACUCUGCGGCGAGAAGCGCGUGAAGAAGCGCAAGACCGCAGUCUGCAAGGCCACCAGGUCGCCCGUGUGGAACGAGUCCAUGUCCUUCAACGUGCCCGCCAGCCUCGUCGCCAGCUCCGCCGUCGAGGUAGGCUCGCCUCCUCCCCCCCCCCUCCCCCUUACGCCCGUGCGCGUCAUCGUCGCCGCUUCGCCUGCUUUUUCUCUUCCGCAGAUCUGCGUGGUGGACUCGAGCGCCGACGUGACGGGCAGCAGCGCGAUCGUCGGCUCGUGCAUCGUCGGCCCGAGCGUCGGCCCGACGCCCGACCACGGACUGCCCAACCCCAGCCGCGAGCACUGGCUGCACAUCACCAGCACGCCCAGGAAGGCCGUGGCCAUGUGGCACACUCUGCACUAGAGCCCCGGUCGCCCUCUCCGUCGCCGCGAUCCGCGCGUUCAUUUUUCUUUUCUCUCUCUCUCUCUCUCUCUCUCUCUCUCUUUCGUUUGCCGCUCUCGGACAUCCGGCGACCUCGGAAGCUCCACGACGGUACCGAUCGGCACAAGCGUUAAUCACUUAUCACAAUAUCGUGUGUAUGUGGGUGCGCGCGUGUCUGCGUGUGUAUGUGUGUAUGCGUGUGCAAAAAAUGUGUCGUAUUUUCAUCGUCGGGCAUACGACGGUCAAAGACGUUUUUAUGAGCCGCACUUCUCAAUGUGUCUCCGCAUCUUUGAUCACGUCGAUCUUUUGUAACGAACCGAGAUCCGAAUACGCGACUCCAGCGGUCGCUUUUCCGUUGCAUCGCCCGAUCGCAUUGCUUUCGCAGCGCCUACAUCGAGUACUCGUUACGUUGCGCCGUCGGGCACUGCUCUUAACGCGAAAGCAGAACUUCGCGCUCGCGCUAAAAGCAUAUAUACUUUGAAUUUAUGGUACUACGCGAAGCAGCACGCACAUCGUACUUUACUGUAUCUCUCCGCAGUUGCUUUCUAUCUCCCUGUUUUACUCGCUCGAUGUUUCGCAUCGUCGUCGACAAACUGUUCGAGGUCUGUUUCUCAAACCCUCCGCGAACUUUCCCCCUUCCCGCCGUCACUGGCCUCGGUGUGAACUUCGUCCGUCGUUGAACGACGCGAGGCUGGAAUAAAAGAGGAAUGCGAAAGAAAAUCAGAAUGCACGCGGGGCGUCAAAGAUCGAAGGUGAAUUACAUAUUUUUCGCGGCCUAUCGCGCGAACGCGCAGCAUUCGCAUUUUUUCGCUCUAUUAUCCGUUUUCUCAUCUCGAUGUGGUAAGUUGCAUUCCGACAAAUAACGACGUAUCCUUCUUUAUCCUUUUUCUUUUUAGUAAUAAGCGACAAAAGAACAAGAGAAAAGGCGGUCCCACCGCGUGCGUCGAAUCACUUUCAAUAAACGAAAUAGAUAAUAUACAAACUAAGGGGGCAACAGAUGAACAACAAUAAUAGUGAUAAUCACGAAGAAAAAACUGAAUAGGGCACUAUAUAGAUAAUCGAGGGUAUAAAAGAUACGACGGAAAGAUUUUGAAAAAUAAAUAAACGUUCCGCGAUCGUGGGCGCGAGAACGUCGUCCAACAAUGUACGCUUAAUAUUAAAUUAUACAUAUAUAUAUUCAAAGAAAAAAACCUUUGAAUUCACAGUAUUUCUAUAUUGUUCUCUAUUUUAAUGAUAAAAAAUUAGUAAAUAAGCGAAUGCAUUUAUUCGUACAUUAUUUAUGAAGCUAAAGAUGAUAUAUUUCUCUAUAUUAAUUAAGCCAUAAGAUAAUAUAUGUACAUAUACUUUUGUCAAAAAUAAUUGGAAUGAUAUAUUAAGAGGAAGACUGCGCUAACAAAAAGCAGUGCGUAGGCGUGAGGCAUUUCACGAUUAAAAUUGCGUAGCUCCCGAUUAUUCAUAUAUUAUAUUAUACAACAAAGUACAAUUACCGCACGCAAACAUUCUACUGGCUGAACUUGACAUUCAUUUUCUCGGUAGACCACUCACGGAAACAAUUGGAGUCGGCUGUCGUACAAAAUUAACGAAAAUUCAACUCGACUAAUUGAACAAAAAUUAUAAUCCACCGAAAAAUUGUAAUAUUGGAAGGGCGAUUAUUGUGGCUAUCGAGAGAAUGAAUUCGCAGUUCGUUGUGUAAGCAACAGAAAAUAAAGGAUCAAAACAAACAAACGUAUGCCUUAAAAAAGCACGUUCGCCAAUAAUAAUUUGCCGCGAGCUACAUAUAUGACUCGGGGAGUUGUAAUUACUCCAAGUGUCCAGCGCGAAUUUUCCCGAUUUUACCAAAGAAAUGUAUACUUUUCAUCGUAUAAUGCCGUACAAAACAAUCGAGACAUCAGCCUUUUUAAAAAUAAAGGGAUUUUUAAUUUAAAUGAUAAAAAGAAUAUCUCGACGAUAAAAAUGAUGAAAAAGCCAAAAGCAGAUGUAACAAGUGGUGCAAUAUUAUUAUUAUCACGAGUGUUGUAAAAUUUGAUGAAAACAUAUUAAAUAUAUUUAAAAAAUAACAAAAAUAAUAAAAUCUAUAUUAUAUAUAUUAUACAUGGAGGGGGUGUGUUUUUUGACAAGUCAAGUGAAAUGUACGUGGUAGAUGUUUCAGGAAAAAUGUUCCAAUAGACUUUAAAAGAAAAAUGUUUAAUAAAAAUAAAUAAUUAUCUACAUAAUCAAUUGGCGUUUAAUAGCUAUAGAAACAAAAUAAACAAAGCAAAAAAAACGUACAUUAGCGUGAUUUACAUAUGUAUGUGAUGUGCAUUCAAUAUUUUUCUUGUCAUGUACGAUGUACUUUUCGGUGGUUGGUCCGAUAAUAAAGAGAAC
Messenger RNA from Phymastichus coffea, 5601 nucleotides. RefSeq names its product synaptotagmin-1 (gene Sytbeta). Gene Ontology annotation, molecular function: calcium-dependent phospholipid binding; clathrin binding; calcium ion binding. Gene Ontology annotation, biological process: cellular response to calcium ion; calcium-ion regulated exocytosis; regulation of dopamine secretion. NCBI's taxonomy places the organism in Eukaryota, Metazoa, Arthropoda, Insecta, Hymenoptera, Eulophidae. Gene Ontology annotation, cellular component: membrane. The record is from RefSeq and is a predicted model, not a curated record. The transcript is spliced from 6 exons. The coding region runs from base 1585 to 3219 and encodes 544 amino acids.